AAAUCCUCUUCUCAGAAAUAGUGGGAGGCUAUGGGUUUCCGUCGGAUGCUUAUGCAACUCACUUGGGUUGGUGUAAUAUUAUCAGGAAUGGCAGCCGCCGGAGUAGUAGCUCAAUUAGCCCGUCCUAACUGCUCCGACCGAUGUGGAGAUGUAGAAAUUCCAUUUCCAUUUGGCAUAACUGAUGGUUGUUACCUAAAUGAUUAUUUUGCCCUUACUUGUAACCAGUCGUCCGGCGUAGUCCAAAGGAUAAAAAUCAUCGUCACCAACAUUUCUAUCCAAGGUCAGCUAGAGAUCUUGAUGUAUGUAGCCCAUCAGUGUUUCAAUGAGUCGGGUAUGCUUCAAUCUAAUAACAACCCUUUUCUGAAUGUCCCCGCUUACACAAUUUCUAACACCCAAAAUGUGUUAAUGGCCGUUGGCUGUGACACUUACGCAUUCCUUAAUGGUUUCCAGAACAAUGACCCCUUCCACAUGGGCUGCAUGUCCACGUGUGUAAACAUUACCAAUAUUGUCAAUCAGUCUUGCUCUGGGAUUGGGUGUUGCCAGGUAGAUAUUCCACCAGGAUUGAAAAUGUUCACUUUGCAAGCAAAAAGCUUUCAUAAUCACACAGGAAUAUUGAGCUUCAAUCCAUGCAGCUAUGCUUUUGUUGUUAGAAAAGACCAGUUCAGUUUCUCCUCCGAUUAUCUUUACACUCUAAAAGACACUGAAACAUUUCCGAUGGUUCUUGACUGGGCGGUCGGUAAUGAAACAUGUGAAUUUGCUCAGAGCAAGUCCAACUACGUAUGUGGAGGGAACAGCACAUGUUAUGAUCCCGACAACGGGUAUGGGUACCGUUGCAAGUGCAAAGACGGUUACAAUGGAAACCCAUACCUCCAACUUGGGUGCCAAGAUAUUAAUGAGUGCGAUUCAAUUAACGCCUGCGCUGCUAAUGCAAAGUGCACCAACUCUCCUGGGUCUUUCAGUUGUUCUUGUAACGAAGGGUACGAAGGCGAUGGGAGAAACAUAACAGUUUGCAGUCCAGUCAACCAAUCUAGGGGCUCAAAUUACGUUUUAAAAACUGCACUGGUUAUUAGCAUAACCCUCUUAGUACUAUUCGCGGGAGGUUCCUGGAUAUAUUGGGGACUGAAAAGAAGAAAGCUCAUGCAGCUCAAAGAGAAAUUCUUCCAACAAAAUGGUGGUUUAAUGUUACAACAUCAACUCUUGAGUCACAAAGGGUCCAUGGAGACAACUACAAUCUUUAGCAUAGAAGACCUUGAAAAGGCCACCAAUAACUACGAUCAAAGUAGAGUCAUUGGCCAAGGAGGCUAUGGAACUGUUUACAAAGGAGUUUUACCAAAUAACAAAGUGGUUGCAAUUAAGAAGUCCAAAAUUUGUGAUCAAAGUCAGGUUGAGCAAUUCAUAAACGAGGUGACUGUGCUUACCCAAAUUAACCAUAGAAAUGUGGUCAAGCUAUUAGGUUGUUGUCUAGAAACAGAAGUGCCAUUACUAGUUUAUGAAUUCAUAACAAAUGGUACUCUUUUUGAUCACAUCCAUGAUAGAAGCCUAUCAUCCUCACUCUCAUGGGAAAGGCGUUUGAAGAUAGCAGCAGAAACUGCAGGAGCACUUGCAUACUUACAUUCUGCAACCUCUAUGCCAGUUAUACACAGAGAUGUUAAAACAACAAAUAUACUUUUAGAUGAUAACUACAUGGCAAAAGUAUCUGACUUUGGAGCUUCAAGGCUUGUCCCUCUUGAUUGCACACAAUUAACAACUUUGGUGCAAGGAACUUUUGGAUACUUGGAUCCAGAAUACUUCCAUACUAGCCAACUAACAGAAAAAAGUGAUGUCUAUAGCUUUGGCGUUGUUAUGGCAGAGCUACUGACAGGUGAGAGGGCACUUUCUUUCAAUAGGCUUGAAAGUGAUAGAAAUCUAGCAAUGUACUUUGUUUCCACAAUAAAAGAGAAUCGCCUACUUCAAAUUCUCGAGGAUGACAUUAUCAAUGAGGCUAAUACUGAGCAACUAAAGGAAGUUGCAAAUCUUGCAAAAAGAUGCUCAAGGGUAAGAGGGGAGGAUAGGCCUACUAUGAAGGAAGUGGCAAUGGAGCUAGAAGGAUUGAGAAUUAUGGAGAAGCAUCCAUGGGGAAAGGCUGAUCUCUAUACAGAAGAGGACGAGUACUUGCUUAAUGCACCUGCACACCCUUUCAACAUUGAUGUUGACAAUGGUGGUUCUUCCAAUAGAACUGUCCGAUAUGAAAGCAUGAGAAAACAAGUAUUGGAACCACUAGAUGAUGGCAGAUAAGUUACUCCAUGUGGUAAAUAUAUUUGAAUCAACUGAUGAAAUCAAUUAUUGAUGUAUCAAUUGUU
Messenger RNA from Alnus glutinosa, 2339 nucleotides. RefSeq names its product wall-associated receptor kinase 2-like. The coding region runs from base 31 to 2274 and encodes 747 amino acids. Gene Ontology annotation, biological process: cell surface receptor signaling pathway; protein phosphorylation. Gene Ontology annotation, cellular component: plasma membrane. NCBI's taxonomy places the organism in Eukaryota, Viridiplantae, Streptophyta, Magnoliopsida, Fagales, Betulaceae. The record is from RefSeq and is a predicted model, not a curated record. Gene Ontology annotation, molecular function: polysaccharide binding; protein serine/threonine kinase activity; ATP binding. The transcript has 3 exons.